Agelaius phoeniceus (red-winged blackbird) is the source of this 1995-nucleotide messenger RNA. RefSeq names its product cortistatin (gene CORT). Gene Ontology annotation, cellular component: extracellular region. The record is from RefSeq and is a predicted model, not a curated record. Gene Ontology annotation, biological process: regulation of cell migration; adenylate cyclase-inhibiting G protein-coupled receptor signaling pathway. Lineage: Eukaryota; Metazoa; Chordata; Aves; Passeriformes; Icteridae. Gene Ontology annotation, molecular function: neuropeptide hormone activity; G protein-coupled receptor binding.
CGCCUCGCAGACUGACCGGGACCGAGGGGGAUAAAAAAACAGCUGGGGAGGGAGGUGGAAUCCUGGCUGGGGAUUUUUUAUUCUAAAUUUAAAAAUGAGUUGAAAAACCUGAAAGGCAAAAGUCACACACACAAGGCUAAAAUCGGUCAGCAUACACUCAGACGUGCAGAGACAAGCGGAUGCAGACAGACACAGACAGUCUGUCUCAUGCUCUCACACAUACUCACACACUCUUCAGUUUACACACUCACUGCAGUCCUUACUUGAGACACUGAAGAACGUGCUUCAACACAUCUUCUGGCUGCUGCUCCUUGAUGUCAAAUGGUAGAUUCCAGGAAAUUCGGUAUCCUUGGGGACCUGUGAGACAGGAGGCAGUCAGCAAGUGGCUAUCUGACAGCUAGGACUUGUCCCCACUCUGGGCCCAUAAAUUUUCUACCCAAAAUCCCAUAGAAGACAGAUGAACAGUAAAGUUUUUAUAUCUGUUCUACCUAACUGUGACUACGUGCCAGGGCAGGGCAGCUCCGCUCAUAAGUGGCACAAUGUAAGUACCACAAUAUAAGCCAACACAGGUACAUAUAGUAUAAGCACACACUGUAAGCCAACAUAAUUACAUGCAAUAUAAGUACAUAAAAUAUAAGCCAACAUAAUUACAUGCAAUAUAAGCCAAUAUAGGUACAUACAAUAUAAGCCAACAUUUGAGGAAAUAACAUAAAAAAUAAGGGGUACCCAUUGCAAGCAUAUGUAUAAGCUGUCUUUAUUUAAAAAUCCACUUUAAUGGACAUUUUGUGGAACCACUCUGAGGGCAAGGUCCAAAAAGCUUCGUUAACCCCUUGUCUUCCACUGGUCGGGCAGCAUCUGACCCCAAUGCUCAAGGGCUGCAUGGAGAUUCCUCCCUGGAGUGGGCUCACCCCUUGAGGAUGAGCCACAAAGAUUUGAUUGUUGGACGGGGUGAGUAACUAUUUCUACUUAGCAAUUGUUUUUGCUGGCUUUAAUGCCAUGGCUGCAGUGUUCCUUCAGAUGUCGUGCCCUGCUCCAGCAGUUACAGCUCCUGUGCUGGGCAGGGAAUGCUUCUGGGGAAGGGCUUUCAGUGUCAUUAGUUCCCAUUUAAAUCAAUCAAGCUAUAUCUAAGUGCUGGUGGCCAAAGGUUUUACCACUUGCCUCUGAUUCAUCCGGCGUUGGCCGGAGGUUUGUGGGAGCCAGUGGAUUGUUCUACUCCUCAUUAUUUCCCAAACAGAAUUUGGCUAAGUAGAAGAGGCACAGAUGAUGCCUGCAAUUUUGUGACAUGAAGAAACAGCCUGUCACUGGAGAGUCCCAGACCUUUGCUUCCUCAGCCUCUGCAGGUCUGGCACAUGGAAAGCCCAGAGGCACUGAAGUAUCCCGCUCAAGCAGCCAAAUGUUAACAACCUCUCCAAAGCCUAAUUUCCCUUUGAUAUAGACUUAAUUGUUUGCGUCACCUGCUGGGCUGGGGGAGGGCUAUAAAAUGGCUUGCAACAAUUGUCUGAGGCAGAAGAGAGUCCAGGAACAGCUCCCUCUACCAGUGUUCCUAUCUCAGCACUGGUGACAACCUGAGCAUCAUGCAGCUGGUGGCCAGCCUGCUGUCUGUGCUGCUGCUGGUGUGGAGUGUGAGAGCCACGACGCUGCCCGGGGAAGAGAGACUGCAGAGCACCAGGGAACGGAGUACAGUCCACAAGGACGUCAUUCUGAAGAUGCUGGCAGGGCUGCUGGACGGCGUGGAUGUGGGCAGUGAGGCAGCCUUCCCGGGUGUGCAGGAGGAGGGCAAGCUGGAGGAGGACGGGGCAGCGCUGGGGCGGCUUGCGCAGCUCCCGCAGCGAGACCGCAAGGCGCCCUGCAAGAAUUUCUUCUGGAAAACCUUCACCUCCUGCUAGUGCUGCCCAGCCUGGCCCUGCCAGCCUGCAAACACCUUCCCACAACUCAUCUUCCUCGUCCACCUAGCUCCUUCUCUGUGCCCUGCACCCCUCAGAAUAAAGCAUAGCG